Nerophis ophidion (straightnose pipefish) is the source of this 904-nucleotide messenger RNA. RefSeq names its product transmembrane protein 141 (gene tmem141). The coding region runs from base 122 to 499 and encodes 125 amino acids. NCBI's taxonomy places the organism in Eukaryota, Metazoa, Chordata, Actinopteri, Syngnathiformes, Syngnathidae. The transcript has 5 exons. The record is from RefSeq and is a predicted model, not a curated record.
CUUCUUCUUACUCGGUUGUUGUAUAUGUCGCAUCCCGGAAGUUGGGUAACUGCCCGGCCUCUGCUCAUGAGGAUUAUUUUUGUCUGUUUAAUACUUCUACUUUUUUAUUUCGAAUAAUAAAAUGGUCAAUCUUGGUAUUACUAAAGUGGACGAUGCGUUGGCGGCAAAACACCCGGGCUUACAAAGAUAUGCAGCCUGCCAGUCUCAAGCUUUCAUGAAGGGGACUGGGACAUUUUUGCUCGGUGCUGUUGGGUUUUUUCUUGUCCAGAAAGUUCUGCAGAAGAGACUUCCUUAUCCUCUGCAAUGGAAUCUACUUAUUUCCAUCGUGGCGUCAUCAGGAGGCAGUUACGCCGUGACACGGUGGGAAACGCAGAAGUGCUCGGACCUCUGGUUGCUACUAGAAACUGGAAAAGUCCCGGACAGAUCACCGCCACAGGUGUCUAAAGUAGAGGAACAAACAAAGGCGGGGAAGACCAAAUAUGGCGACGUGAUCGAAUGAAAGUGAAUGGACUCUUGUUAAGUGUGUCACACAACACGGCAGCCACAGAACCAAUGUUGUAAUAGCGGUAAUUGCUCACUCAGCCAAUCGGAAUACAGCUGAGGAGUUCAUUGUAAACAACAAUACCAACAGCUGAUGAGCAGAACAAACAUUUUAAACCACAUAAAUAUGUAAAUGCUGGCCACUUAUCAUUUAGCUACUGCUAUCUCUUUAAAAACUAUGUUAGGAGGCUGCCUACAGCCACAGCUGGUAUAACAAUGUAUUUAACCAGUCGCUAGAAUUAAAGAGCCAAGUGGUAAUUCCCCGUUUUUUUAUUGCACUGAUUUGUUGCUUGAUGCUGACCUACCUCAGAAUUGUUACCCUUCGGAAACAAUAAAUAUUUAAAUGUUCAGUUACAAAUUCAAA